Messenger RNA from Orycteropus afer afer, 1858 nucleotides. Its product is annotated as calcium-binding mitochondrial carrier protein SCaMC-1. The record is from RefSeq and is a predicted model, not a curated record. Gene Ontology annotation, molecular function: calcium ion binding; ATP transmembrane transporter activity. NCBI's taxonomy places the organism in Eukaryota, Metazoa, Chordata, Mammalia, Tubulidentata, Orycteropodidae. Gene Ontology annotation, biological process: transmembrane transport. Gene Ontology annotation, cellular component: mitochondrial inner membrane.
CGGCCUCCAAGAUUCCUUCCCCUGGGCUGCCCGCGCCGCCAGAACCAUGCUGCGCUGGCUACGGGGCUUCGUGCUGCCCGUGGCGGCCUGCCAGGACGCGCAGCCGCACACGCGUUACGAGACCCUGUUCCAGCAGCUGGACCGCAACGGGGACGGAGUGGUGGACAUCCAUGAGCUGCACGAGGGCCUCAAGAGCCUGGGCAUUCCCCUGGGCCAGGACGCCGAGGAGAAAAUUUUUACUACUGGAGAUGUAAACAAAGAUGGGCAGCUGGAUUUUGAAGAAUUUAUGAAGUACCUUAAAGACCAUGAGAAAAAAAUGAAGUUGGCAUUUAAGAGUUUGGACAAAAAUAAUGAUGGGAAAAUUGAGGCUUCAGAAAUUGUCCAGGCUCUCCAGACACUGGGAUUAAAUAUUUCUGAAAAACAAGCAGAGUCAAUUCUUCAGAGCAUUGAUGCUGAUGGGACGAUGACUGUGGACUGGAAUGAAUGGAGGGACUACUUCUUAUUUAAUCCUGCUUCAGACAUUGAGGAAAUUAUCCGUUUCUGGAAACAUACUACUGGAAUUGACAUAGGGGAUAGUUUAACUAUUCCAGACGAAUUCACAGAGGAUGAAAAAGUAUCUGGACAGUGGUGGAGGCAGCUUCUGGCAGGAGGUAUCGCUGGUGCUGUGUCUCGAACGAGCACUGCCCCUUUGGAUCGUCUGAAAGUCAUGAUGCAGGUUCAUGGUUCAAAAUCAGACAAAAUGAAUUUAGUUGGUGGCUUUCGACAGAUGGUGAAAGAAGGAGGUAUCCGUUCCCUUUGGAGAGGAAAUGGUACAAAUGUCAUUAAAAUUGCUCCUGAGACAGCUGUUAAAUUCUGGGCAUACGAACAGUACAAAAAGUUGCUUACUGAGGAGGGACAAAAAGUAGGAACCUUCGAGAGAUUUAUUUCGGGUUCCAUGGCUGGAGCAACUGCACAGACUUUUAUUUAUCCCAUGGAGGUUAUAAAAACCAGGUUGGCUGUAGGCAAAACUGGACAAUACUCUGGAAUAUUUGAUUGUGCCAAGAAGAUUUUGAAACAUGAGGGCUUGGGAGCUUUUUACAAAGGUUAUAUUCCCAACUUAUUAGGCAUCAUACCUUAUGCAGGCAUAGAUCUUGCUGUGUAUGAGCUCUUGAAGUCCCACUGGCUAGAUAAUUUUGCGAAGGACACUGUAAACCCUGGAGUCAUGGUAUUGCUGGGAUGUGGUGCCUUAUCCAGCACCUGUGGUCAGCUGGCCAGCUACCCCCUGGCUUUGGUGAGAACGCGCAUGCAGGCUCAAGCCAUGUUGGAAGGAACCCCACAGCUGAACAUGGUUGGCCUCUUUCGACGAAUAAUUUCCAAAGAAGGAGUAAGAGGACUUUACAGAGGCAUCACCCCAAACUUCAUGAAGGUGCUCCCUGCUGUCGGCAUCAGUUAUGUGGUUUAUGAAAACAUGAAGCAAACUUUAGGAGUAGCGCAGAAAUGACAUGUUGAAUUUUUUGCUUUAGCAAGAUUUCUGAAAUUCUCACCAAUUUCUGGAGUUACUAUUUCUCCUAGAGCUGCAACAAGUCCAUGGCAAAAAAGCUGUAUUUUUUCAUAAAAGGGAAGAGCGUAUCAAUGAUCACUUCAAAUAUUUUGGCUUAUUUUUAUAUGCACGGGAUUAUUUGAAAUAAUAGUUUUGUAAAUUCAUACAGUUUUAGAGAACCACAUAAUUGUGUUUAUCUUUCAUAUUAGUCUUCCUGCAAAUAUCUGCCCUGAAUCCUAAAUCUGAAAAAUGUACUUGCUUGAACUAAAUUUGUUUGGUGUGGUAUAUUAUUAAUUUGUAUUUUGGUUGGUCCAAGUUUAUACCAAUUCCUUUAUACUU